Helianthus annuus (common sunflower) is the source of this 1510-nucleotide messenger RNA. Its product is annotated as serine carboxypeptidase-like 2. Gene Ontology annotation, molecular function: serine-type carboxypeptidase activity; acyltransferase activity, transferring groups other than amino-acyl groups. The transcript is spliced from 14 exons. Bases 31 to 1404 code for a protein of 457 amino acids. Gene Ontology annotation, biological process: proteolysis; secondary metabolic process. Lineage: Eukaryota; Viridiplantae; Streptophyta; Magnoliopsida; Asterales; Asteraceae. The record is from RefSeq and is a predicted model, not a curated record.
UUAAAGUUUAAUCAUUAAAAAUUUCCUAUAAUGGAGUAUACUUGCAUAAGGCUUUUUCUUUUGAUCAGCAUUGUGUGUCUUGCAACUUCAUCAAACUCAAGGUCAAUCAUAAAAAAUCUCCCUGGCUUUCAUGGUGAUCUACCUUUUACUCUUGAAACCGGAUAUGUCGAAGUGGGAGAUGACAACGGAAUACAGUUCUUCUACUACUUUGUCGAGUCUCAAAGAGACCCGUUGCAUGAUCCUCUUCUUCUUUAUCUCACCGGUGGCCCGGGCACUCCGGCACUGUACCCUUUCAUGUAUCAAAUAGGUCCGCUAACUAUCGAUCUUGAACAUUCGACCAAGAAUAACGUAGUGUUGGAGAUAAAUCCCAAUUCAUGGACAAAGGCUGCCAAUGUAAUAUUCCUAGAUUUACCGACGGGUGUGGGGUUUUCAUAUGCGACAACAUCGGAAGCAUCAAGGAGUAGUGAUUCCAUGUUAGCCUUACAUACUUAUGAGUUUCUUAAAAAGUGGCUUUUGGAUCAUCAAAGGUUCCGCACUAACCCAUUGUACAUAUCUGGAAUUUCAUACAUGGGCAUUUUAGUACCGGUUGUUACUUUAGAAGCAUAUAAGGGCAAUGAACAAGGAAAGCAGCCACAACUCAAUAUCCAAGGAUGCCUAAUAAUUAGCCCUCUCACUGAUAAGUUCGGUGAUUUUAAUUCAAGAUUAGAGUUUGCUCACCGACUUGCGCUUAUAUCAGAUGAUAUUUAUGAGUCAGCAAAAGAAUCAUGUCAUGGUAAUUAUGUGGAUAAGGAUCCUAACAACAGAUUAUGUUGGAAUAGUCUUCAACGGAUGGAUGAAUGCACAAGUGGAAUUAACCCAUCGAAUAUAUUGGAGCCGCUAUGCGAAGAUUUAGAUACGGAUCCAACUUGUUCAAUUGAUAAGAUAUAUUUAGAGUACUGGGCAAACGAUAAAGAUGUGCAAAAGGCUCUCAAUGUUCGUGAGGGAACGGUGAAAACAUGGCAGCAAAACAAUGCUCUGCUCCAUUAUGAUUUUAAGAAAAACGAUACCAUAUAUUACUCAUACGACAUCUUCAGCAGUAUCAUAUACCAUAAACAACUUGUUGACAAAAAAUGUCAAGUAUUGAUCAUCAACGGCGAUCAUGAUAUGAACUUUCCAUACGUUGGCGCGACGGCAUGGAUAACAUCUCUCAAUCUUCCAAUUGAAAGUCCAUGGGCACCAUGGUUUGUAAGAAACCAAGUCGCAGGGUAUCGGGUGACAUAUGCAAAGAAUGGAUACUCUUUAAUGCAUGCAACUAUUAAGGGUGCAGGCCAUUCAGUGGCACUAUACAAGCCUGAAGAAGCUUCGGUUAUUGUGGAUACAUGGCUCGGUUCACAUGCUUAUUUUAGUGACAACUUAGCACUAUAAUAUUGUUGUAAAAAAAAACUUAAUUUUUAUGUUAAAAUUCUAGAUGUACAAUACAUCUAAUGUUUCUUUGACUUAAAAGUAAUCUAUUAAGUUUCAUGUCCCCGUA